AUGGCUAGUGUACAAAUAGAGUUAAAAUUUACAGGACAUGCCCUUUCUAAUAAGGAUUUGUUAUCAAAGUCAGAUCCACAAGUGUUUGUUUUCCAAAGAGUUGGUGAAUCAGAGAAUAUCUAUCAAGGUUCUACCGAGAAAAUCAAGAACAACCUUAACCCAGUAUUCCAACAUUCAGUAAAGAUUGACUAUUUCUUUGAGGUUUGCCAAAGUAUCACUGUAUUGGUUGUAGAUAUCGACGGUUCAUCAUCAAAGAAAGCAUACAAAGAUUUUGGAAAUUCUGAUAUCAUUGGUAUGACUAGAUUUAACUUGGGUCAUUUGUUAACACAACCAGGAUUGAAAGCUGUCUAUGAUCUUAACAAUCCAAAUCAAAAGUUUGCCGGAAGUAUCAUUGUUGGAGCCGAAUUCAUCAACAAGUCAUCGUUGAAGGCAUACUUUACUAUGGUCGGUACCAAGUUUGACAAGAAGGAUGUCUUUGGAAAGUCUGAUCCAUACUACAAGGUUCUCAAGUUGAAUCCGGAUGGUACCCACACCGAGGUCUACAAGAGUGAGGUCAUCAAGGAGACUCUCAAUCCAACUUGGAAAGACGAAUCGAUCUGGAUGGACGACCUCUGUAACUCUGAUCCAAACAGACCACUCCGAUUCCAAUACUACGAUUGGGAUCGUGUUGGAGACCACGAUUUAAUCGGUCAAUUCGACACCACCUGGGCUGCCAUCCUCUCGCCAUUCGAAUUCCAACUGAUCAAUCCAAAGAAGAAAUCAAGCUCUUCGUACACCAACAGUGGUACCGUCAGAUUCGAGAAUCCAUAUACCGCCCACAAGUUCAAUAUGCUCCAAUUCUUGCAAGGUGGUUUGAAAAUGGAUAUCAUGUUUGCUAUUGACUGUACUUUCUCAAACGGUGAGAUUCGUCACGAGGGAUCGUUGCAUCACGUGAAGGAGGGUGAAACCAACCACUACGAGAAGUCGCUUCUUGAGUUGGGUAGUGUGUUAAUGCCAUACAAUCCAACUCAACAGGCCUACAUGUAUGGAUACGGUGCCAGAACACCAACCGGUUCCGACAACCCAAAUGGAAGAAGAGACUUUUACGACAAGGUCGACCAUUGUUUCUUUUUCAACCGUUCUGGUAAUCCAUGUCCAAAGGGUCCAGAGCAACUGCACGAGUACUACAAAAAGAAUAUUGGCAUGUACUACUUUGAUGGACCCACCAACUUUGCUCCAAUAAUCAGACACGCCUCGAGUUAUGUCAAAGACUACUCGCAAACCAACCAAAAGUACAUGGUUUUGGUUAUCAUUACCGACGGUGACAUCACAGACAUGGAGGAAACCAAAGAGGAAAUCGCUAAAGCUUCCAAUUUACCAUUCUCCAUUGUAAUUGUUGGUGUUGGAUAUGAAAGCUUUGAUAGAAUGAAAGAAUUGGAUGCCGACAAAUAUCCAAUUAUCUCAAAGGAAACCAAUUUACCAGUCAGAGACAUCGUCCAAUUUGUACCACUUAUGAAGGUACUCAAAUCUGGAAAUAUUGCCAAGGAAACACUAAAGGAAAUUCCAAACCAAUUGGUCUCUCACUACAAAUUGGCCAACAUUGUACCAAAUCCUCCAUCCAUUUAUGUUUCACCACAAUUACAUUAA
Messenger RNA from Heterostelium album PN500, 1626 nucleotides. RefSeq names its product copine family protein. Gene Ontology annotation, biological process: cellular response to calcium ion. Gene Ontology annotation, molecular function: calcium-dependent phospholipid binding. The transcript has 4 exons. Bases 1 to 1626 code for a protein of 541 amino acids. Lineage: Eukaryota; Evosea; Eumycetozoa; Acytosteliales; Acytosteliaceae. Gene Ontology annotation, cellular component: plasma membrane. The record is from RefSeq and is a predicted model, not a curated record.